UUUUUCAUGUUCCCCAUAAGUGUCAUACCUUCUUGUGAGUAUUAAGGUAGAAUAAAGGAAGCAAAUGACAGUUUCAGAUGGAGUGUUUUUGAUAAAUACAAGUUGUUACAGUGGAGGUUUAUUGUUUCAAUUUUUCUUAAUACAGAACCCACUGCUGCUCCUAUCGAUGUCAAAGCUACGAGUUUGUCUGUAUCAGAGAUUCUUGUUGCGUGGAAACAUAUUAAAGAAAGUCUAGGAAGACCACAGGGAUUUGAGAUUGGUUACUGGAAAGACAUGGAACAGGAGGAAGCAGCAGAAAAGGUGAAAACUGCAGGAAAUGAGUCAUCUCUCCUUCUGACAGGGUUAGAAGGAAAUACGUUAUAUCACCUAACUGUGAGGGCAUACAAUGCUGCAGGGUAUGGACCACCUAGCACUGCUGUGCGUGUAGCAACCAAGAAGUCCCCUCCCAGCCAAGCACCAAGUAAUGUUAUGUGGAUACAGGACGGUUCUCAUGUGUCUCUUGGAUGGGAGCCAGUCAGACCUCUAGCUAAUGAAUCUGAGGUAAUGGGAUACAAGGUGUUACUUAGGCAAGAAGGCCAAAGCAACAGUCAAGUUAUAGAAACACAGAAAACUUCUGCGGUGGUAAUUCUUCCUGAUGUUGGUGUCUACAUUAUUGAGGUCUGUGCAGUCAGUGAAGGAGGCGACGGGACUGCUAGUCCCCAGAUUAGAGUUCCAUCUUAUGCAGGAGGUAAAGUAACAAGUGCUCAGUCCACCUUACAUAUCUUCUCUACUUCCUCAUCCUCUGUAACAUUGCUUUUGGUACUCAUGGUUCCUUCAACUUCAUGGUGAAGACUGCAGACUUUGUUGUUGUUGCUAUUUAUUUGCUUUAGCUUGAUAACAACAACAGAUGGAGUUUUAUGUCUGUGGAGCAACAGGAAACCCAAGCUAAUGCUUAAAGACCCAUAGAAAUACCUGUGGUGCACUUAGAGGAGUGUUGGAGACACAGUCAAAAAUUCAUCAGGUUUUUUUCUCUUAAGUUUUUGUAAAAGUCCUCUGGGAAAGGGGACAUUUCUUGGCCCAAAAAUAUGCAGAUUGUAUGUAAUAAACUUUUGUAAGCAAAUGUAAUUUCUGUCAAAUGUACUUUACUUUUAUAAUAUGUUAAAUUUUGGUGACCCCAGUUAUGUAUCAUUAGGUGUUUAAACAAUGGUGUCUAGUACAGUACAUCUGUUUGGUUCAGAAAAAACAAAACAAAACAAAACAAAACAAAAAAUACAAAAAAAAAAACACCAACUUUCUUUAAGUAGAGAAUAAAGUUUGAUACAAGUUCGUCUAACACUUCUUGCAUUCCACAUGGUUUGCUAUUCUUACUAACAAGAGAGAGAGAAAAAUAUAAUUGACAUAUAUAUGCUUUGCAAAAAUACCAAGAGUUUGUUCUUAAAAUACAUAAAUACACAUUAAAAUAGAAAUAUAUAUAUAUUGUCAAUACAAUACUAGACAGAACAUUCAAAAAGUGGCAAAAUGGAGUUGAAAAUAAGCCAUUUGUUUUAUUUUAAGAUAAACUGAAACUAAUUGAUUAUAAACUUUAAAGGAAACAAGUGCCAUUGUUUUUCAUCAAAUACUGCAUGAUUUAAUGUCAAAGCAAUCAAGUAUUUAUUUUCAAUAGGAAAUUAAAAAAAUAUAUUCUAAUGCAUAUGGCAAUGAAAACUCCACUGGGCGUUCAAAUGUGAUAUACACUAGGCUGCUAAGUGGACAAAUAAAGCAAUCCAAGAAGAUAAAGCUACUUUUUCCAACCACUUCCUUCUUUGUUUUUCUUCUGGGCCCAUUUUAUUAGAUAACAUUCUAUACUUCAUAUAUUUGGUAGUCCAGUUAAUGCAUAUAUAAAGACAUAUAACAGAGCAUUAAUAUUUUGGAAUGUAGUCAUUCACACAUACAUACUAUAGCAGGAUAAAUCUCAGAGAAUAGUGUGUUUGAAAAAAAUGUUUGUAUAAUUAUCAGUGAACAUUAUUCCAAUUAUUUUGUUACCUAGAACUAUUUCUAUAGCUCUAUAGAUAAAAUUAUUCUGAUAGGAAUUGUGUGCUAUCAGUUCUAAUCCCUGCUUUUGCUGUCCAAAACCUUUUUUCACUCAAUACAAAAUUUGGACAAUUUUUCUACAUGUGAAGACGUUUCCAUAUAUUGGCACCUGAAUCAAAAUGAUCCCCAUUGUAUAUGAUGUGCGUGUUUGUACAGUUAAGGUACCAUGUGCUGUUACGAGGGAUGGUUUUUUAGCAUGAAUGUCUAGCUACUGUGACAAGAAUGAGCACACUUCAUCUGGGAAAAAAAUUGAAAGCGUUUAAGAGGCAAGUCUUAAUAGCAUAUUUCUUCUAACUGCCCAUCCUUCUAAAAAUUUUGAUGCAAAUGUGUUUUGGUUUAUAGGUUCUGUGACAAAAAUGCUAUUAUUUUGCCAGCUCACUAGCAAAAUAAUAUUUGGAAUUAAGAUGGUAUACUCCAAUUAUGCCCUUUCUUAGUAUCUUUAAACUAGUAGCCAAGGAAGUGCAAUGCUUGCUAGGUUAAAAUCUGACUGAUGACUACAUUUCUUUUGAAUAUUUAACACUGGAAUUUUUCAGAGACAAUUCAACUUGAUCCUUUAUUACUUUAUUUGUUGGUGGAGAUUGGAUAUUAGGAGAAGGUUCUUCAUGGAGAGAGUGGAACAGGCUUCCCAGACCAGUGGUCAUGGUGUUGAGGCUGCCGAAGUUCCAAAACUAUUCAGAAAUGCUCUCAAAAUAUGGCUUAGUUUUCAGGUGGCUCUGUGUGGAGUCAUGAGUUGGAUUUGAAGAUUCUAGUGAGUCCCUUCCAACUUGGGAUAUUCUAUGAUUCUGUCACUCUAUGACACCCACAAAUAUUAAUAAAUAAAUAAAUAAAUAAAUAAUCUGAAGAUGUAAGCUUCAAAUGUACGUAGUUAAAACUAGGUAAGCAAGGGUGAGAUAAUGAGCUGAGCCCAGAAUGCUGUACAGUUACAAACAGAAGACCUGCUUGUAUCCACCCCUGCUUGUAGGAAAGCCUAUGAGGUGAAAGUCAGGAAGGUGGAAUGCACCAAAUAAUAAGCUCACAGGAAAUAACUACCUGUUGUGGUUUGCAAAGCAGCAGCAUUGCUACUGAGCAGAGAGCUUGCUCUAGCAACCCAUCAUUCUUCAAAAGGUUAAAAUGAACAAGAAUGAAGUGAUGAACCAAAAAAUAAAAAGGCUAUUUUAUAAAUUUACUAAGCAUAAUUUUGUCUAUUUUUUAUACAGAUGCUUGCCAAUCCAGUAUGUUUCAGAAUAUUCAAGAAGGCUAGAGUCACUCCUGGUGACAGUUUAGUUAAUUUUCUGAAUACAAUAAAUGGCUGUGCUUAAUAAGAAUGGAGGUCCAAUGAGGAGAUAGAGCUACAUCUAGCUAUAUCUCAAUCUCUAGUACAAAAUGCAGAUAGAAAUACUGACGUACCAUCAGGUAAUGCAUUUGUAAUGCAGGGACAAAAAAGGAAAUGUUUUAUAUUCAACAUGAACAAAAUAUGUUUAUUAAUAUAUUUAGAUGCAAAAUACAUGUUUUAAAUGUUUCAGUACCUAUGUAUUACACAUUUGUUACUCUGUAGUAGAAUGUUUCCUUAUCAUGACAUAUUUUUUAGUUGUAUUGAAGAACUCUUUCCUUUUUCAUGUAAAAGUUUGUAAUAGUGCAGUCUAGCAUCAUUGAGGAGACUGUAUUUUUGUAUAAUGCCACAAUAUCUGUCUGGAAAAGAACAACAAUUAAGAAAAUUUGUUUUGCAGUGAAAAAGAAAGAUACCAUCAUGGCCCACAUCAAAAUGUUAGAUAUACUGUAUACAAUCUGUAUAUAUACUAUAUAUAAUGGUAUAUAACACGUGGAAGACACAGUAAUAUAAUAGUUCCUGUGUACUGUUCUUGUAACAUUAGAUCUUUUUAAUAAAUAAUUCUC
Messenger RNA from Meleagris gallopavo (turkey), 3921 nucleotides. NCBI's taxonomy places the organism in Eukaryota, Metazoa, Chordata, Aves, Galliformes, Phasianidae. The record is from RefSeq and is a predicted model, not a curated record.